Messenger RNA from Trichomonas vaginalis G3, 246 nucleotides. Its product is annotated as rRNA binding. Gene Ontology annotation, biological process: translation. NCBI's taxonomy places the organism in Eukaryota, Parabasalia, Trichomonadida, Trichomonadidae. Gene Ontology annotation, molecular function: RNA binding; structural constituent of ribosome. Bases 1 to 246 code for a protein of 81 amino acids. Gene Ontology annotation, cellular component: cytosolic large ribosomal subunit; ribosome. The transcript has a single exon. The record is from RefSeq and is a predicted model, not a curated record.
AUGGGUGCUGGUACACCAUCAUUCGGUCCAAGACAUAACAAGACACACACAAUCUGCCGCCGCUGUGGCAACCGCUGCUUCCACAUUCAGAAGGGCAAAUGCGCUAAGUGUGGCUAUCCAGACGCUACAAUGCGCCAUUAUGACUGGGAAAAGAAGGCCCACCGCAAGCGUGCUCAGGGCUCUGGCGAAAUGCGCCACCUUAAGGUUACAUUUGCUAAGCUCCAGCGUGCUUAUGCUCCAAAAUAA